This is a messenger RNA of Chaetomium fimeti, 3279 nucleotides long. RefSeq names its product retinal pigment epithelial membrane protein-domain-containing protein. The transcript is spliced from 4 exons. The record is from RefSeq and is a predicted model, not a curated record. Gene Ontology annotation, biological process: carotene catabolic process; regulation of DNA-templated transcription. Bases 1 to 3279 code for a protein of 1092 amino acids. Gene Ontology annotation, molecular function: carotenoid dioxygenase activity; zinc ion binding; DNA-binding transcription factor activity, RNA polymerase II-specific. Lineage: Eukaryota; Fungi; Ascomycota; Sordariomycetes; Sordariales; Chaetomiaceae.
AUGGCAGAUUCCAGCUCGCGAGACUGGCCGCCCGGGCUGUCCGACCUCCGACUCGCCUGCGAGGAGUGCCACAAGCGCAAAAUCCGUUGCGAGGCCCCUCAAGAAAGGGGACCGCAGGGCGCUUGCCAGGCAUGCCGGGCGAACCACCGGACCUGCCUCUUCUCGCUGAAGAACAAGACCGGCCGCCCGCGGAAACCCAAGCCGACUCACCUCUACCGGGACCCCAAGACACUCUCCCCGCACACUCUCGAGCCCCGGGCCGGGAUCGGAAUGUCGGCAGCUACGAUCACGGGUCCGCAUCCUUCCGGGCCGAGACACGAUUGGGCUUCAAGAACAAGACAGCAUGUUUCUGGCCAUCAGUCAUCGGCAGCCGGGCAUUACGAAACUCCAAAGAUCCCCCCCUACCAUGUUGGCUCCCCACCAGCCGGGGAAACGUCUCUCGGGCAGCUGUCGUGGCUCUCUGGCAUUGGGACGGGGCGAAGCGACUUUGGCCCUCUCCUUGACAGUCCUUGCGGCGGCGACAUCCAGGCCUCCACGAGCCCUGGAUUUCUUCAGCUUGGGGAUGAUUUCGUUCUGGAGAUGCCAGGGGUUAUGACGUCGCACCCGAAUCCCCCAGACCCGUCUGGCAACGAGCGCCCUGGUUCGGAGUCGGAGCGGCUGGGACGACCAUACACCAUAGCCCCGGGGACAACACCGUCGACGGAAGAAUCGAGUGACAGAGGAGACUGCGGAGACUUUUGGCGGACCGGCCCGGCUCGGGACGGGGCCGGGGUCCUCGGGGACAAUGGAGACUCGACGAUGAGUGAAGACUUCUUUGACACGAUGAGGCUCUGCGGCGAGAUGAAUAACGGGUUCCAGAGCAGGGUUCUGGACGUCACGGCCCCGGCAGACAAGCAGGAGCUGUCCAUAGUUCUCGCCAACAUUGAAGAGCUGGGGCACAAGACAGUGGCGGCGAUGCGAGACGCCGCGGGCCCGCCUGGGCCGCCCAGCCGACAAGAGCAGUACAAACGGAUGUUGACGCGUGUGGCCGUCCUAGGCGCGGUUGACAUCGCCGCCGACCUGGUCAAGCACAAUUUAUCCAUCCAUAACAUCAGACACUCGGGAGGGUGUGAGGCGGAGAACGACGGCAGUCCUGACUUCUCAACGACGGAUCUCCCUCGGGAGGGUAAAGACCAUGACGGGGAUGGCAGUGCUUGCAUCAAUGCGUCGGCCGAGCCUCUCGAGAGCGUUCUGUCGCUGGUUCGGCUGGACUACGCUCUGCUCCAGUUCUUCCGCUUCCUUUCGGCAAACCAGUGCGAGGGGGAUGGAUGCCACGACCCGUCGAGGAUGGCCCCAAGGUCAGGACACAGUUGCUCCGGGGGUGGGAGAACCUCACCGCUGGCGAGGACGGCGCAGACACGCGCCCAGCUGUGGGCCCUGGUGAAGGGAAUUCGGAAACUAGUCCUGGAUAGGAAAGAAUGCAACGUCACACCAAGUUCAGCUCUGAGGUCAAAGAUGGGCUCGCCGUACGUCCCGCACGGGACGACCACCAGGUUGACCCCCGCCGACGAGGCCGCUUCAUCGAAGGCAGCCUACAGGAACAUGGAGCAGCAGGCAUUCCACGAGUGGCCCAAUGAAGCCGGUUUUGAUGGCCUGACCGAGCACCGCGGCCCCAUCGAGCUCAAGGUCAGCGGCAAUAUCCCAGCAUGGGCGGCCGGUUCGCUCUACCGUACCGGCCCCGGCCAGUGCAAGGUCGAAGACACCAAGUCGGGCAUGUUUUACACCUCCCACUGGUUCGAUGGGCUCGCCCACACCCACCGUUUCGACAUCGUGGCUGAAGACGGCAGCGGUGGUGCCGCAGGCGAGCCGACGGUCCGCGUGUAUUACUCGUCUCGCCGUCAGUCCGACAAGGUUGCGGCCGACAUCAAGGCCACGGGCACGUUACGCUCCAUAUCGUUUGCACAACGAACCGAUCCUUGCGUUGGCCUAUUCGGCAAGUUCAUGAGCGUCUUCAACAGGCGGCCGACUCUAUACAACGUUGGCGUGACUGUGAACGUGGACCUACCCUUGUUCAAGCGCCCGGCCCAGCCUGCUGUCGACGCCCAAGGCCACCGAGCUGCCAGUAUCGUCAUCGGAACGGAUGCGGGGGUAAUGUGCGAGAUGGACCCCAAGACCAUGGACCCCGUCGACUUCCCGAAGCACUCCAAGUUCCACCCGGACCUCAAGGGCCCGCUCGGCGGCGCCCACGGGAAGUUCGACCAGGAGACGGGCGACUACAUCAACUACAACCUGGAGCUCGGCAAGCAGCCCGUAUACCGCGUCUUUCAGGUCAGCGCCGCCACGGGGAAGACUGAUAUCCUAGCCACCAUUCCGUACAAGGCGGCCUUCAUCCACAGCUUCUUCAUGACGCGCAACUACGUCGUCCUGUUGGUGCCGGUGGCGCACUACCAGUGGAAGGGCGGGAAGAUCGUGUGGGAGGGCAACCUACACGACUCGCUCAAGCCCUUCGACCCGGCCGAGACGUGCCGCUGGUUCGUCGUCGACCGGCGCCACGGCAAGGGCGUCGUGGCCGAGUUCGCGUCGCCGGCCCGCUUCUUCUUCCACACCGUCAACGCCUUCGAGGAUGACGACGGGGACGUCUUUUGCGAAGUGACCGACUACCCGAACCGGUACAUCGUCGACUGCUACUACUACGACGUGAUCCUCGACCGCAACGGCAAGGCCACCGAGUUUUGGACCGACGGCCAGCUGGCGCACAAGUCGUUCUCGCGCCUCGCGCGGUACCGCCUUCGCAAGAAGGAUUUUAUCGCGAGUAGCGGCGGCGGCGGCGGCGGUGGUGGCAGCAAGGACGUCAAGCUGCCCACGCCCGAGAUCGUCAUGGAGGUGCCGGCACCGCACGCCGGCGACAUGCCCGUCAUCAACCCGCGCUACCGCGGCCGGAAGCACCGGUACGGCUACUUCCUCGUCAGCCGCGUCCUCAGCACCCUCUUCGACGGCAUCGCCAAGAUCGACACCGAGACCCGCGAGCUGCUCCGGUGGGAGGGACCGCGCGGCCACACGCCCGGCGAGGCCAUCUUUGUCCCGCGCCCGGCGACAGCCGCCGCCACCGCCGACGACGGCGACGGGGUGGUUCCGGACGAGGACGACGGCGUCCUGCUCAGCGUCGUGCUCGACGGCGCCAACAGGACCAGUUACCUGCUGUGCCUGGACGCCAGGACCAUGACGGAGCUGGGGCGCGCCGAGUGCGAGUUUGCCGUGGCCAUUGGCCUUCACGGUCGCCAUGUUGCGGCGGCGUCGUGA